Messenger RNA from Sycon ciliatum, 2361 nucleotides. RefSeq lists its product as uncharacterized. The coding region runs from base 1 to 2361 and encodes 786 amino acids. Lineage: Eukaryota; Metazoa; Porifera; Calcarea; Leucosolenida; Sycettidae. The record is from RefSeq and is a predicted model, not a curated record. Gene Ontology annotation, molecular function: nucleic acid binding; RNA-DNA hybrid ribonuclease activity. Gene Ontology annotation, biological process: DNA integration. The transcript has a single exon.
AUGGCCUUUGGUCUUAGUGUGGCGCCAAAGCUGAUGGAUGCUAUUGUGAAAUACUCCAUCCGUGAGUUUCCCGAUGCUGAUAACUUUAUCGACGACAUCAUUGUUCCGUCCGAGCAGUCAGAGUCUGUGUCUGCUUGCUUAGAGACCUACGGUCUGCCUACAAAGCCUGCUGUGAAGCUUCACGAAGCCACUGUCCUUGGUUUGAAGCUGUCAUCUGCUAGUGACGGAGUGCGCUGGCAACGGCGCGACAUCACAGACAUCGAAGCACCACAGUUGGCAACCAAGCGGAAUGUAUUUCAGUGGUGUGGGAAGCUGACCAGCCACUACCCCGUCUUCUCAUGGCUGAGACCGCUGUGUUCAUGGUUGAAGCGGCUCGCAUCGUUGGUUCGUGGCUGGGAUGAACCGCUGCCAGAGGAGCUGACUCGGCUGUGCCAAGAAGCUAUGGUGCGCGUGCUGGCGGAGGACCCAGUGCAAGGUGUUUGGAACAUCCCAACUGCUGCCACCUGGAGCGUGUGGUGUGACGCUUCGGAUAUUGCAAUCGGUGUCGCUAUUGGUGUUGGUGACCAGAUCGUGGAAGACCAAGCGUGGUUACGGAAGCCGAACGACCGUCGUCACAUCAAUAUUGCAGAGCUGGAUGCUGCUAUCCAGGGUCUUGCACUUGCGUCCAAGUGGAAUGUGCAGAAUCUCGUUUUGCACACCGAUUCGAAAACCGUCUAUGGCUGGCUGACGUCACUGCUUGAUAAUUUGAAGCGUUGGAAAGUCAGCGGAUUGCAGCAAGUUCUUGUUGAACGUCGUUUGCAGAUCAUUGAAGACCUGGUCGCUACAUCGGACAUGAUUGUCAAAGUAGUGUGGGUUCCGUCGAAGCAGAACCUGGCGAAUCAACUGGCCCGUGUGCCCGAGCGGUACAUGCGGUACUGGAAGCAGCAGCAGCAGCGUGAGACCGACGCAUCGGCGGAUAGUGUUGCCACUGUCGCUACAGCUGCCGCGAUUUCGACCAGUCCUGUCCCGUUAGCUGAGAUAGCUGCUGCACAGAAGAACGAUCCAGUUAUUGCGCGUGUCGUUGCGCAGUUGACUGUUGGUGAAGAUGUCUCUGUUGAUGCGUACUGCAAGGUCAAGUCUCAACUGUCCGUAGUUGAUGGCUUAUUGAUCCGUACGGUCAAGCUUCCUGUGAAUGAAGAAGUGUCUGUGCCUGUUAUUCCGUCGUCUUUACAUGAGCGCGUAUUAGUGGCUGUUCAUCGUGUCAUUGGCCAUGCUGGAUGGGAAACCAUGUGGCAAUUUCUGCGUUCGCAUUGUUUCAUGCCGAACAUGUCGUCAUUGUGUCAGCAGUUCGUCAAGGCGUGCGGUCAAUGCCAAGCAGCGAAUCCUCGUCGUGGCCCUCGUGCCCUGCCAGCGCGUGCUGUGAUUCCGUCCCAUCUGUGGGAAGUCGUGCAGAUUGACACUUUAGAACUAGGUGGAGAUGAUCGAUUUCACUGCGUUCUAGUGUGUGUGGAUAUGUUCAGCAAAUAUGCCGAAGUCAUCCCGUUACGUCACCAUGAUGGUGCUAGUGUGGCGCAAGCUGUUGUGUCUGUGUGCUGUCGCUGGGGACCGCCCCGUGUAAUUCGAUGCGAUAAUGGAACAGAGUUCGUGAACGUCAUCGUGGAAGCCCUAUUCACCAAAUUUGGUGUUACCGUAUGUCAUGGAGCUGUUAGGCACCCUCAAUCGCAGGGAGCAGCCGAGCGGUUCAACAGCACGCUACUUACUUUGAUUCGGAAAGUACUGCGAGAGUCAAGAGAUUGGCGUUCUGAUCUCGAUCUGCUGCUACACCAUUACCGAGUACGGCCGCAUUCAGUAACUGGCAUUUCGCCAAUGAAAGCCAUGUGUGGUUGGCAGCCGACCAAUGUGAUUGUGGAGUCUGAGCAGCCGAGCAUGUCAUCCGGUGCGUGGGUAGACCAUUUGCAACAACGUAGCGCGCAGAUCCGUGACCACAUUGAGAUGGAAUUGUCGAAGGAAGAUCCUGUACCGAGCGAUGCCUUUGAAUGUCCAUACAGUAUCGACACACCAGUUAUGCUCUGUCGCCCAACACGUCAUCAGAAGUGUCUUUCGCCGUACGAAGGUGGUUGGCUUAUUAAAUCUGUCAUUUCGCCAUCUACUGUUGUCAUUAUUCAUACAGAUGGUUCUGGCGAAAAGGUUAUCAAUAUUGAUUUAUUGAAGUAUGAUCCUGCUGCAGAUGUGUGCGCUGAUGACAGCUGUGCUAGUGUGCCUGCAGAUAAUGAUUUGGAUGAUUGUGUUGUGCUGCUGCCUUUGCAUGAGCCUGCUGUUGUGCAGCCUGGCCCUGUUUUGCGCAACCGAGCCGAUUUGCAGCAACCCGUGCGUUUUCGGUGA